Lobosporangium transversale is the source of this 648-nucleotide messenger RNA. RefSeq lists its product as hypothetical. The transcript has a single exon. NCBI's taxonomy places the organism in Eukaryota, Fungi, Mortierellomycota, Mortierellomycetes, Mortierellales, Mortierellaceae. The coding region runs from base 291 to 503 and encodes 70 amino acids. The record is from RefSeq and is a predicted model, not a curated record.
UUUUCCUGUUUAUCGCCACUGCAUUACGCCAAUGGCCUUCUAAAUAGAACGACUAGGGGGAUGCGAAGAUGGGAACAGUGUUUUUCCCCAUGCCCAUCAUGUAUCUGCUUUAUUUUCCUCUGUAUAAAUAGAAGACAAGGAGAUGCAAGCCAUUUUUCUUUCCUUAAUCCCAACACCUAUUUAUCUCAAACCCGUUGAUACCCUUCAAGUGCUUCAACCAAUUCAAGCAAAGAGCCGAGGAAGCCUACAAAUUUUCGAUUUUCCUUUCCACACUUUACAUCGACGUAAAAAUGUUCAGUAACAAUACUAUCACCGUUGUUAUCAUCAUCGCCCUGACUGCCAUGACUUCUGUUUCAUCCAUCUCUUGUCAAGAUCAAGCAUCUCCUAGCCGUGGUGUAUUCUGCGUCGGCGCCUCAGAUCCCUGCCCACGUGGAUAUCGUACCAUAGCUAUUGAUUAUGAUGACCCAUCGCCUUGCCUUAAGGGGGAACGUUGCUGCAUAUAAGAAAGACUGAUCAGGAGGAGGGAUGCAACAUCGUCACAUCUUAGCAGUAUCGAAGCUAUUGUUUAAUCUAUUUAGCUUGAUAAUGCACUUCAAGUUGAUGAAUAAAAUAAGACAGAAAGUCAACCCAAUUUAAACAUAUCGCAUA